Molecule: messenger RNA, 695 nt
Organism: Owenia fusiformis
Lineage: Eukaryota; Metazoa; Annelida; Polychaeta; Sabellida; Oweniidae
Source: the annotation of a GenBank genome assembly
GUCGUGGGCAUCCUGCCUACAACGUGCGAAAUAAGGAAAAAAGAAAAAUCGUACCUUCGAAGUUCCGACAUUUUGUUACCAAAACGAACCGUUUCGGUAACCAGCGUAAUCGAGUGGAUCACCAGUGACCAUGUCAGUAGGCCUACUCUCAAUGUUGAUGUUGGCGGGACUGCUACAAUUUGACAGUGGGGCGGAGAACUGUUGUGAAGAUGUUCUGAAAAUCAAAGAAGACGUAGACUUCUUAGCGACGGGCUUGUCCGGUCCAAAGGGUCAAAGAGGAUUACAGGAUGUGAGCGUAUACACCGAUGAAACGGAUCCAAGAGGCUUCACGAAGGAAAAUGAUGCAGUUGGUCUGAAAGCUCUCUGGGGACCAUACAGAACUACCUUCGGUCCAUGGCAAGAAGUCCGGAAUCAGUUUCUCCAGUUCCUCGACAGGCACAGCAUUUUUUGCGAUACAAAUGAAUAUCUGGUGUCCUGGAGAAUGCAAAUGGAAAGAGAUCGUGGACGUAUGAUAUGGAAAUGCUUCCGAAUUAUAAUUGCAAAGUGACUAUUUAGAAAUUAAAGAAAGACGUUUGGUUUGUAAACAAUUGAAGUAACCGAUCCAGAGGAUUUGCUUGGAAGAUCAUUUUUCAUGAUUUUACAAUGUGUGUAAAUACCAUGUUUAAAAUAGAUUCUGUCCAAAAUAGAAAUUGCGG